Paramuricea clavata is the source of this 701-nucleotide messenger RNA. NCBI's taxonomy places the organism in Eukaryota, Metazoa, Cnidaria, Anthozoa, Malacalcyonacea, Plexauridae. The record is from the annotation of a GenBank genome assembly.
GCCAAAUUAUAGAACGUGAUGAUGAUCCUUGCAGUAAAGAUGUCAUUGCCUACUAUAAGUUUGACAGAUCAUUUCGUGAUGUGUGCUUUGGAAACAAUGCCGUAAAAACCGGAGAUAACCCAAUACUGUUUUCAUUACCUGGCAUACGCAAUGGCGCAGCGUCCUUCGCAGGUUAUUUGUCAAAACUCCGUAUUCCUAAUCUAAAUGCUUACAAGUGGGGUUCGAAAUUAUCACUUAGUCUUUGGUUUAAAAGUAAUUCAGGAAGUACAGCGGGUAUAAUCAACAAUGGCGCAGUAUACACGGAUGUAGUCCGUAACAGAACCAAGGUCGUAGGUAGCUGGGAAAUACGACUCACAAGUGGCGGAAGCAAUAAAAAUCGCAUUGGUGCAGCCAUUGUAACAUCUCAUUCAGCGAAGGCUUGGGAAAACGUAACUACCGCAUUUUCCAAUCACUGGCACCAUCUUGUUAUGGUAUACAAUGGCAAGAAAAUUGAAUUUUACCAUAACAGCCACCUUAAGUUCAGCGAAAGUUUGCAGGGCGAAAUCGUGACGAAAAAUUCAGAUGUUAUCAUUGGUCUAACCAAAUAUGGAUAUUACGCCCAAGACGGUUAUUUUUCCGGGUACAUGGAUGAAGUAAAGUUGUUCAAAAAAGCAUUGAAUGCUCACGAGGUUCAACAACUGUAUCGGCUUAAAAAUGUUUAA